GUACUUUUCCAGUCCUUAACUCCCACCGUUUUUGCUUUCUCUCUCUUGCGGCCUUCCUCUUCUUCUUACGAAUUUCUCUCUCCUCUUCUGUCUCUUCCCCAUCUGUGCUUCAUCUGUGGACUCUCCAAUGGACGACCCAAGUGAGUAUCUCCAUCUGUUCGUCGAGGACGCGGACUUCUACAACCGCAUUCUGCUUGGGUCCCUCUUGCCGGACCGCUUGUGGGUCCCACUCCCUCACUUCUUCCAGACAUGGCUCCGCAACUUCAUUGGAGGAACCCUCCUCUACCUCAUCUCUGGCUUCUUUUGGUGCUUCUACAUUUAUUACUGGAAGCGCGAUGUUUAUUUUCGUAAAGAUGCGAUUCCCUGUCGUAAAGCCAUGCUCCUGCAAAUAUAUGUUGCAAUGAGGGCAAUGCCUUGGUAUAGUUUGCUUCCAACUCUUUCUGAGUACGUGGUAGAAAAUGGAUGGACUAAGUGUUUUCCUAGAUCAAGUCAUGUUGGUUGGCUUGCUUACCUUGUGUAUAUAACAGUUUAUCUAGUUAUAGUGGAGUUUGGAAUUUAUUGGAUGCACAGAGAGUUGCACGACAUAAAACCUCUUUAUAAAUAUCUUCAUGCUACCCAUCACAUCUACAAUAAACAGAACACUCUGUCCCCAUUUGCCGGUUUGGCCUUUCACCCUCUUGAUGGGAUUCUUCAGGCAUUACCGCACACAAUUGCCCUGUUUAUUGUUCCUACACAUUUCACCGCACAUUUAGUGCUGGUAUUCAUUGAAGCCAUAUGGACUGCAAAUAUUCAUGACUGCAUUCAUGCCAACUUGUGGCCUGUCAUGGGUGCUGGCUACCACACAAUUCACCACACUACAUACCGGCAUAACUACGGCCAUUUCACGAUAUGGAUGGAUUGGAUGUUUGGGACGCUUCGUGACCCUUUGCAAGAUGAAGGCAAGGCCAUGUGAUGGGCUUUACAUUGAUGGCAAGUGCUUGACUGAAGUAAUCAUAUAGUUCCUCAUUGGUUAUUUUAACUGGAUUGUUGACAAGUAGUUCUUCAUAUAAGGGGUAAAGAUGUCCACGUUAUUUGUCUAUUAAUGUUAGUAAGACAGGGUUUGGAGGUGUAACAGAGGGUUUGCUUGAAUGAUCUGAUCCAAUAGACUGUUUAAGCUACGGCAUUUUUAUUGUUGCGA
Prosopis cineraria is the source of this 1177-nucleotide messenger RNA. RefSeq names its product delta(7)-sterol-C5(6)-desaturase-like. Bases 128 to 952 code for a protein of 274 amino acids. Gene Ontology annotation, biological process: lipid biosynthetic process. The transcript is spliced from 3 exons. The record is from RefSeq and is a predicted model, not a curated record. Lineage: Eukaryota; Viridiplantae; Streptophyta; Magnoliopsida; Fabales; Fabaceae. Gene Ontology annotation, molecular function: iron ion binding; oxidoreductase activity.